GUACGAUAAAGAAGAGAAUCCCAAAGGGUAGAGACAGUAAAAAGGAGAGGAAACAGACAGGGAAGAGAGAAAGACCCGUUUCCCCGUUUCCUUCCUCGCUUCUUCAUUUCUUAUGCCGUAGACUUGUUUUCUUGCUGUUGGUACGUACGUGUGAAAAGUCUCGCCUUUUUGGGUCUUGUGAUACCACACCCCAAAUCUUUGUUACUCUUCUCUCUUCUGUGCCCCAUUUUUCUUCUCCUUCUCAGACCUCAGUCAUUCGAUAAACCCAUUCUCUCUCUCUCUCUCUCGAUAGCUUUCUUUGGUCGGCGUUUCAGAGAGAAAUGGAGACUGGGAGCCGGGCAGAUCACGGGACCAAUGUCACUCCUGCUGCUGGACCAGGGCAUGAGAGCCAUGGAGUCCACGUCUGCCAGAAAUGUGGGUGGCCGUUUCCCAACCCACAUCCGAACGCAAGACACAGACGUGCUCACCGGAAGAUCUGUGGAACCCUUCCAGGCUACAGCCUUCUCCCACAGCUUCAGACUGCCCAUUCCCCUGCUUCUGAUGAUGAUCAGCACUCUGAUGGGGAUCUCAAGACCCCUAGUCCUAAAGUUCUGGAGAGAAGUCAUUUUGAGAUGAGCAGUAGCGGACCAGGGGGGAGGUCGAAUAAGUCAGAAGAUGAUGUUUUCUCGGAUGCUGUUGCUGACUUUCCUGAUACUGGAUCUAUUUCGGGGUUCCAACAGCGCCUGGAGGAGGUCUUCAAAGGAACAAUCACCCACAAAGAUACAGCAAAUGUUGAAUUCCCUGAGGAUGCAGUUAGUGGCGGUGGUACUUCAGAUGAGACAACACAGAUGCAAAUCUUGGAAGUCCAGCCAGAUAGAGUUGCACCAGUAUCCGAAGAUAAUAAUCCUAUUGCUACAACUGACUUGACUGAAAAAGAACCUGGGAAUGAGUCUGCUAAUGCUGGAGGAGUUCUGAUGGGUGACUUAAAUCCCAUGAUAACUGGAAAUCAUAUAAAUGAUUUUGGAGAUGCGUCGAAGAGCAAUGCUAAUGAUUUGAACGGCACUUUUCAAAAAGGAAACGAUCAAACUACUGCUGAAGUUUAUGUGGUAGAUGGUUUGGUUUCCUCUGGUGAUGCUACUGCUCUGGAUUUAUUUGAAGGAAUGCCUGGCACAGAGAAGGCAGUGGCUGUGAAUUCAAGUACUGAACCAAACUUUGACACCUCUCAAUUGGAUGGAGCGCACGCUGCAAACUCAGACGAGGUCCCUCAAUUCAAAGAAGAAUUUUAUGAAAAGAUAGAAACUAGAAGUUCCUUGGAUGACGUGAAAUCUACUGAUCAGACUGAUGCUUCUGUUGGUAUUGUAGAGGCUAAGGUGGAUGUUCCUGUAGGACCUGCCUCAGCAAGUUCCAGUGAGUCAGUAGAGGGUUUGAACUGUAUGGACUAUGAGAAUGCACAUAUUCUUUCAGUCCACGAUGAUAUAAAAUAUGCUGUCAAUGCUGAGGCCAUGAUUAAGGGCUUCAAAGGUGAAGGGAGUAAAUCUCUUCAAACUGUCAAUUUAGGCUCAGAUGGAAUAACAAAUGACAUCAAGGACUCUGGUUGUUCUAUGGAUUAUGAUUUUUCCAGUAGUCCAACUAAGCAAUUGGUGGGGGAAACUCUUUCAACUGCAUCAGAAGUUCAGGCUCUUGGAUAUAGCCCUGAACUGAAAGGUGAAGGUUAUCUAGGUUCAAGUGCAGAGGUAUUAUCGGAUGCGAAUCAGCAGGUUCCAUCUGCAGAUAGAGAAGCUGAACAGCUUAAAAGACCUGCUGCUGAUACUCAGUCUGGUAAUUAUGGAGUGCCAAAUAAUGAAGCGUCUGAUUUAGGUGACAAUGGCGAAAUUGCCAUCAUGGAGCUUCACAAAGAAGACGACAAAGCAGAUUCAGAGCCUGAUAAUAUCGUCUUUGAGAAUGCAAGACUACAUGGUCAGCUUGAUGUCCCUGAUGCGACUGGGGCAAAAAGUUCAGCUCAAUCAAGCUUGGUGGACCAAAAUGACAACCAAGCAGCUUCAGAGCCUGAUAAUAUCAUAUUUGAGAAUGAAAGGCUUCAUGGUCAGCUUGAUACACCUGAUGUUACUGGGGCCGAGAAUUCAGCUCCAUCAAGCUUGGUGGACCAGAAUGACAACCAAGCAGCUUCAGAGCCUGAUAAUAUCAUAUUUGAGGAUGAAAGACUUCAUGGCCAGCUUGAUACACCUGAUGUGACUUGGGCCGAGAAUUCAGCUCCAUCAAGCUUGGUGGACCAUAAUGUUUCAAUGAAGAUCAAGGAAACUCUUGAAUCUGACAUCGAGCAAGCACAAAUAGGUGUCUCCAAGCAAGGUAUACAAGAAACCAAAAGCAUAGAGAGUAUAUCGUUUGAAGGUGUGAAUGCUAUUGACUGUCAAGGGGAAAUAAUUGAGAGAGAUGUUUCACCUGUAGCAGGAUCAGUUUCAGGUUCAGCAAUGGAAAACUCUUCAGUUGUAUCCAAAGUGAUGCUCGAAUCUACUGAUGUUCAUGAAUCCAGUACUAUGGCAGAAAAAUCAGUGAAUGCAAAAGACAGACAAUUGAAAGAAGAAUCUGCAUGCUUAAAUAUGGUUGAAGUGUCUAGCACUGAGGCCAGCUUAGAGAAACCUGAGACCGAGUGUACUCCUGGAGUUGGUGGGACACCUGAAUUGGAUAAAAGUGAAGAUGCUUUUCUACCGAAGUCUGCACAAGACCCUGUGACAAAUGAUUGCAUAACUUCUUCGAAUUCUGAUUCACUAAAAGCUACAGUAGCUAGAGAUGACCACACCGCAAACUUGGUCGGAGAGGCAUCUGAAGACAAACCUGAGCCAUUCGGUAAAGGAGGUGACUCUGUUACUAAACAGCUUGGUACAUCUGCGGCAGAUAUUUCUGUCGAUUCAAAUAGCCAAACUGAUAGUCUGGAAGGCCACUGGGGUUCUGUUUCAGUACUCUCCACCCAAUCGGAUAUGCCAGUCAGCACAGCGAAGACAAAUGCUCCUCAAGACUCCGACAAGUCGGAUAUGUUUGAAGCCCCAUCUUUCAUGACACUUGUCGAACCAAGAACUGCAGGUGACCAAAAAGCUGCUGGUGGUUCUUCAGAAAUCCAUUCAGCACAAAAUCCGCAACAGUCAAAAGCUCAAGCUGGGUGGUUCCCCUCCAUUACUAACGUGGUAAACGAGUCACAGGGAAGGAAAAAGAACGAGGAGAUCAUUGCAAAGGUGACCAAUUGGAGCAAUACCGGGAAGCAGCACACUCCCUUGAAAAGCCUGCUGGGCGAGGCGAAUCAGGAAACGAAAUCGAGAUCCUCGCCAACCCACGCGAAGGAAAAUGCUGCUGCGUCUGACAAAGGCAGAGAUAGUGGCGUCAGGAGCCCUACAACUCAGGCGAAGGAGGCUGCAGGGAGAAAAGAGUGGAACUCUCCGGCAAGGUAUCCUGCAGAGAUAAAGAGGGAGAAGAGGAAAGAGAAGGGAAGGCCUUACUGGGCACAUUUGGUCUGCUGUGCAUCUGUCAACUGAGAAUCGAUGAUCAUGUUGCUGAUACAGCUUUUAUAUAUAGUGAAUGUGGCUUUUGGUUUGUAAUUGGUAACUCAGUGUGAAUUUGGUACUUGUUCUACGUGCGUGCGCUUAGAGAUGUGUAGUAUAGUGUGAAGUGAACUAGUGAAGGUAAACACCAAACACUUUGAAGCAUGAGUGUAGAGCAUUUUGCUAUCAUGUUGAUCAUUUCCACAUGUUUGAUUGCUGAUCCAUUUGGAAACAAUUUGUAAUAACUCAUAUCCUAACCU
Messenger RNA from Linum trigynum, 3769 nucleotides. The record is from the annotation of a GenBank genome assembly. NCBI's taxonomy places the organism in Eukaryota, Viridiplantae, Streptophyta, Magnoliopsida, Malpighiales, Linaceae.